AUGGUGGUGCUUUUUUAUAUUGUAAGCUUAGUUGUGCUCACUGCUGGACAAAUGGUGUUUGGAAUUGUGGGUGUCUUAAGUCCUGUUGAUGCCGACAUUUAUGAGCCAGGUAUAUGGGUUUAUAUUGAUAUAUCUUUCUGUCAGGCCCUAAAGAACCUUAGCUACAACAGGUUCAACCAUCCAAGAACUAGUAAAGCCAUCAUUACUGAUGUGAAUUGCAGGUAUUGUUUGUGUGAUGAUUUAAGAAUUUUUGAUCAACAAAAUUAGUAGAUUUUAAUCUCAGAACAAUAUAAAUUGAUGGAUCAUGGUUCAUUAUGGGUUUUAACGCCUCAUUUUAUUAUUAACGGUACCACAAGUAACUCGAGACUUGAGAUUAAGACAACCAAGUCUAAGAAGG
Molecule: messenger RNA, 397 nt
Organism: Lactuca saligna
Lineage: Eukaryota; Viridiplantae; Streptophyta; Magnoliopsida; Asterales; Asteraceae
Source: the annotation of a GenBank genome assembly